GCGGCGUGAAUCUUUCUUGAUUGGCACCUCGGAGAAAAGGUCGGCACUUGCCGUCGCCGUGUUUGGAGCAGUGUUUACCUGUCGCAACUGGUUGCUGUUCACUGUAUAUCAAUUUCUAGCAGCAUGGCAGAGGACAGAUCGGCAAAGAGUAGGAAUGAUUUGUAUUCGCGACUGGAGAAGGUGCUGGGAGGCGGGCUGCAGUACAGAAUUCACCAUCUCUCGACUCGGCCAACCAAGUCAGACGCCUUGUUUGCUGCUCCCCCGGCUCAAAGGCCUCAGCGGACGCAUUGCGAAUCCCACCUUCUGACUCUUUCCAUUACUUCGCCAUCUUCAUCAUCUUCAACAUCCAACUCAACAUCCUCUCAAACCCAAGGCCGUCAUGUCUUUGUCUUUGCCAUCGAGGUGCUCGUCUACACGACUGCCACCCUGACAACGCUAUUCGUCUCCAAAGCCGACUCGACAGGCUUCCUAUCCCGAACCCCAUCCCACACUCGACAGUCACCCAUCCGGCCUCUCACCUCGACCUUUCUAACAUGGCUUGCCGAGACUAGGCAAAGACCUGGCAUUCCGCUUGUCGUCUCACUCUUCGCAAGAGCCCAGGAUCAAUACCUCUUUCCCGGCAGCGUAGACCACGGCGCAAAGCAUGUCUUGGACGACCGUCAACUUGUCAAGUGGUGGUGCAAAACUCUGGAUCCCGUUUUGAGAUGCCCGACCACAGACGAUUCCUAUACCACCCGCGCCCAUGUCAUUGUACCAGGCUUCGACUACCACGAGACGACCCAAUUCUUCCCUCCCACAUGCCGUUCCGAUCCCGUCGACAAUCGCAAAUGGCGACAUGGUCAUCCGCUCCUCGACAUCGCUCCGAAUCCAUCCGCACCGCCACGCUGUCUCGUACCACACUUUCCCGACGACCCCAAGGCUCGCUAUCUUGACGAACUCGAUGCCGAGAUCCCAGACUCGCAGCCCUCUCAGACAUUCUUCUCGCCCUCUAAGAAAGGCAAUGGCAUGUGGAAGAGCAUAAGGACUCUGGAUCAGUUCUGGGACACCAUGGCUUUCAGACAAGAGUGUUCUUCUGGCAGGAUGGUUGGCUUCAUUUGGCUCGUCUUUACACCUACACAACCAAGUAUCCAGUCACUCGAGGAUACUGUUACACAUCUGACGCCAGCCACUUCUUUCAACGCUGACGACUUGCUUGGAGCGGAUCUCAUCUUCUCGAGCCAGGAGAGUCUUGGUCAAACCGAGGAAGUAUCCAGGGCCAGUCCGAGGAAGACCUCGAGGAGGAAGAAGCUAUCAGGGCCAAUUGUACCUCGCCAACCACAGAUCAAGUCGUCCUCGUCGAAUGUGUCGUCGCGCUCAGACAAGACGAUCAGCAAAGAGUGGCCAGAAGAGGGCCGUGGUCAAAUCGUCCUGGAGCAUACUUCAUACUCAAGAGUCCACGACUUACUAUUACGCCUCGACUUUUCAAAUGCAGACACUGCAACUAGUAGUACGCGCAAGUGGCUCGCUGAAGUCGCGGCCAUCUCGAAUCCUACUGCAGACUGGGGCAAGGAGGUUACUGGUUCGAAUCAGCUUGCUCAUCCAGCGUCUUUUACCAAGUCCAGCCAAGUCAACGACAUAUCCGGGAUGCUAGUUCGCAAGAAGAGGAAGAAUACGGAAGACCGGGCACAAGCACCUGCCGCUGUGGAGGCAUCUGCAGUCAACAUCUUGAGCGCCUCCAUGAUUCGGAAGAAACCAAAGGUCAACAAUAAUACUUGACGUAGCAUAUCUCUUGUUUGGCCGCUUUUUGGAGGCAGGCCUUCCGAGACAGUGGAGAUGGCUCCGACGCUGCCUUGAUUUUCCUUUCUCGUGCUUACAUGCACUCUUUCUCUCUUCAUCACCAUUAGGAUAUCCGAAGAGCAGUUGAUUAGUCUGGUUAAUUGAUAAUGAUCAUCACAUAUGAAACAGCCGUCAAUCAUGAGACCAAUCCCAAGAUCGUGACAUCUGCGGGAAUCAUUGACGUGAAAACGAAGCUCAUGGACAAGUUCUACAUGUAGCACUUUCCAAGCCACUUCGUCAUUGGACACAAAAUUCGGCGUUCGUGUCCAGCUCCGCCGCUUCCACGAUCC
This is a messenger RNA of Aureobasidium subglaciale EXF-2481, 2105 nucleotides long. RefSeq lists its product as uncharacterized. Gene Ontology annotation, cellular component: nucleus. NCBI's taxonomy places the organism in Eukaryota, Fungi, Ascomycota, Dothideomycetes, Dothideales, Saccotheciaceae. Gene Ontology annotation, biological process: DNA damage response. The transcript has a single exon. The record is from RefSeq and is a predicted model, not a curated record. Gene Ontology annotation, molecular function: histone H3K56 acetyltransferase activity. Bases 124 to 1755 code for a protein of 543 amino acids.